AUGUCUGGUGAGCCACAGGCGUUGCGGCGGUCCCCGCGGCGGCCUCUGCCAGAGGCAAAGCUCUACGAAACUGGGGUCGACAUGCGCUCGGAGCUCAAACGCGCCCGUAGCAACAUGCGCAAGCUAUUGAAGCAGAACAAGCGUGAUAACGUCGAGCUUUCGGACCUGGAGGAACUCGACCCAGGCAUAUGCAGCGAUGAAGAUGACGACUACAAGUCAGGCGACGAGACCUCAGAAGGGGCAGCCAACGAGUCACUCGAAGAAGGUGAGGUAGACGAACGGGACGCUACGCCACCACCCUUGACAGCACCAUCCUCUCCUCCCCAUCCCAACGACGAUGGAGACGAGUCCCGCGAAGAAGGCGAGCUUGAUGUGGGGGAUCCUAUGCCACCACGCUCAAGAACACCGCCGUCUCCCCCGAAACCUCCUUCUGCGAAGAGACAGCGUGCGACAAGUCGGACUCGUCCUGCCAUUGUGUUAGCGCGAGCCUCAACAUCGGUCACCACCACCGCUAAUCCCCACGCUGCCCCACCCCCCGUUGUCGAAGCUGCGACCGACAAAAACAAGCGUCGAAACGAGCUCUACGCGGCGCGAAGGAGGAAGCAGGAUGAGCGCAAGAGGGAGGAGAAGAAGACCACGGCCGUGCCGCACAACGCCCUGCCUGACCCGCCCAAGGGCCUCCGCUUUGUCCGGCGGUACAUCAAUGCCGACGAGACCGUCUUCGAAGAGGUCUCAGUCGCGGAGUACAAGGUGGAGAAGUAUGGGUACCAAGCCCUCCACGACCCUGUCAAAACCAAGACACCCCCAACAGUCGAACAACUUGAAGACCGCGAGUACUCAUUCCUCGACUGGGACGGACUGUAA
Messenger RNA from Epithele typhae, 864 nucleotides. RefSeq lists its product as uncharacterized. The transcript is spliced from 4 exons. NCBI's taxonomy places the organism in Eukaryota, Fungi, Basidiomycota, Agaricomycetes, Polyporales, Epitheliaceae. Bases 1 to 864 code for a protein of 287 amino acids. The record is from RefSeq and is a predicted model, not a curated record.